AUGGCACUUUUUCUGAGCCUUGUCCUUGUCUUCUUUCUGUUUGGACCGACCAUGGGCAAGCAAAUUCCUUACGAGGACUAUAUGGCCCAGCUCAAGGCCUGCCCCCGCGAGUGUCGCUGCCCACCCAACUUCCCCAAUGCCAUCUACUGUGACAACAAGGGCCUCAAGCAUAUUCCCACCAUUCCUCCACACACGUGGUACCUCUACCUGCAAAACAACCUCAUUGAGAUACUGUCGGAGGAUGCCCUGCGCAAUGCCACACAGUUACGUUGGCUGAACCUCAACCACAAUAAAAUUACCAGUGAGGGCAUAGAAGAAGGUGCCCUGAAAGCAAUGUCUCACCUGGUCCACCUCUAUAUGGAUGACAACCUCCUCACCUCCGUGCCAUCUUCCCUGCCUUCCAGCUUGGAGCAGCUGCAACUCUCUCGCAACCGCAUCUCCAAGAUCCCUGCUGGUGUGUUUGCCGAUCUGGACAGGCUUAACCUCUUGGACCUUCAAGGGAACAAGCUGAUGGAUGAUGCCGUGACUGAGGUGAGCCUGAAGGGUCUAACAAAUCUAGUUCAGAUCAACCUCGCUAAGAAUCAGCUGAGCAGCAUGCCGCUUGGCCUACCAUCCACCACCACCCAGCUAUUCCUGGAUGGCAACAACAUUGAGAAGAUCCCUGGGGAGUACUUUAAGAGUUUGCCCAAGGUUGCAUUUCUCAGACUCAACCGCAACAAGCUCAACAACAAUGGGGUUCCCAAGGAAGUGUUCAACAUCUCCAGCAUUUUGGACCUGCAGCUUUCCCACAACGAGCUGACCGAGGUCCCUGUAAUCCCAUCCAACCUUGAACACCUGCAUCUGGACCACAAUAAGAUCAAGAAUAUCAAUGGCUCCAACAUCUGCCCUGUGUCUGCUGAGGAUUUGGAUGACUUUGUCAACGACAGUGUACCUAGACUGCGCUACCUCCGACUAGAUGGCAAUGAGAUUAAGCCACCAAUUCCCAGGGAUGUCAUUUUGUGUUUCCGUCUCCUCAGGUCCAUUGUUAUCUGA
Molecule: messenger RNA, 1032 nt
Organism: Lampris incognitus (smalleye Pacific opah)
Lineage: Eukaryota; Metazoa; Chordata; Actinopteri; Lampriformes; Lampridae
Gene: kera
Product: keratocan
Exons: 2
Coding region: 1-1032 (343 amino acids)
Molecular function (GO): protein binding
Source: RefSeq, a predicted model, not a curated record